UGUCACGCACCCUGCGCACACAAGCCACCCGCCGUGCGCCUUCUUCAUGCGCGGGUUCAGCACCGCACUGAGCUGGACAGGAUACUCACGGACAGAUGGAAACGGACCGAGUCUCUGCCGUAGAGACAGAGGGUCCACCCGUACAGCAAGUGCAUAAGGAGGAGAAGUAUUCGCCGGUACUCUAGGGCUGCAUCCCUAUAUUCAGAAGGGACAGCAUGGACAGAACAGUUAUCGUUAAAAUGGUAGUCUCAAAAAUUAUAUCCUAACAAGAGGGAAUUUGCAGUGAAGUGCAAACGAAGGAUUUGACCGCCCUGUCGGCGAUUUGUUUUAUAGCCUAGCACUUCAAUAAGUUGCUCGGGAGAAUGGAAAAGGCCACCCUGCCUCAGCUGCAGUCGAGCAUAUCCAAGAGCGCAGAAGGUCCCUCAGAAGACCUUUCCAAACUUACGGAUGAGGAGCUUCUGAAAUGGAGCAAGGAGGAGCUGGUUCGCCGGCUCCGCAGAGCCGAAGCUGAGAAGAUGAGCGUCAUAGUGGACCACAGCAAUCUCAUCCGAGAGGUGAACCGCAGACUUCAGCAGCAUCUCAACGAAAUACGGGGGCUGAAGGAGGUGAAUCAGAAGCUGCAAGAGGACAACCAGGAGCUGCGGGACCUCUGCUGCUUUCUGGAUGACGACCGGCAGAAAGGGAAAAAGGUGUCGAGGGAGUGGCAGCGCCUGGGCCGCUACAGCGCAGGGAUCAUGCGUAAGGAGGUGACACUUUACCUGCAGAAGCUGAAAGAGCUGGAGCAGAGGCAGGAGGAAGUGGUGAGGGAGAACCUUGAACUGAGAGAACUGUGCCUAAUGUUGGAUGAGGAGAAGGGCUGUGGAGGUACCGGCGGGUCAGUGGGUACUGGGGGACCAGUCGGCUGCAGGAGUUCAAUUGAUAGUCAGAGCAGCCUGUCUCAUGCUAGUGGCCCUGGGCCUGGCCUAUUAAGGGAUGUAGGUGACGGGAGCAGUACCUCCAGCGCGGGCAGCACCGACAGCCCUGACCAUCUCACCCAUAAGCAGCAGCUGUUGGGUGGCCCGGUUGGAGGCAGUCCUGACCACCUACAUAAGCCAGGCCCAGGGGAGGAGGCAAAGGGUCCCGAGCAAACAAGCCGAAGACAUAGCACCAGCCAGGAGUAUGGAGCACAUACCUUUCCCCAGGUGUGCCGGUCUCGCUGCGGGUCCUUCUCCAGUCCAGACCACAAGGGCCUGCGGGGUCUCAGUCCAGAGAAACUUGGCAAGAGAGGCAGCCCAGAGCAGUUCUCAAAACACUUACUGGUGUCCUCUCAGCCGCCUGGCAGCCCGGACCUUUUCCAGAAGCACAGUGGUAGCAUGGGAAGUGUGUGUGGGAGUCCAGAGCCCAAACAGCUUCUAUCAGGGACACCGGAGCACCUACAGAAGGGCCGUGUCAUAUCUGGGAGCCCUGAGUUGUUGAGGCAUCAGCAUGGAAGGUUUGGCAGCCCCGGCCGAGAGGUGGCACAGAAGAGGCCGGGCGUAGAGGAGAUGUCCCCUCAUCACCGGAGCAUCUAUAGCGCUCUGAUAUCGGCUGGGUGUUGCACCAGCAACUGUAGAAGUGUCAAGCUUUGGGACAGUUUUGAUGCCUCCUGACCAUGGCCUUGACUGGAUUCAGUGGGCUUUGAUAGAGGAUGCCUGUUGCUUUCAUUUAACUUGCACUGACAGAAAUGGACGACAAGGAUGAAAAAGCCAGAGUGAAGGACAAAAAUGUUUGCGCAGCCAGUGUCUCUUGUUCCCUUCCCUCACCACACUGUUUCCUGCUGGUCUCCCAAUACAACUUACAGCCCUGCAAAUCCAAGGCCUGGAGGAGGGAUUCUUUAGGGUUUAAACAGCUGGAAAUAACAUGAUUGCCAAAAGGAUUUCUCAAAUGGGAGAUUUAAUCAUUUCUCUUUUGCCAACAAAUUGAGCUACCUCCUUUGAACGGAAGCAGACAAAACAAAAAAGUGGGACUGGAAUUUUUUUGUUUUGUUUAUUUAUUAAUUUUUUUUCUUUUACCCAUUUUGUUUAUAGUCGCCCCAAAACACAAUCAAUCCACACUGUAAACAGGGGGGGUCAGUCCCUUACGAAAAAGAACCAUGGUUUUAUUUUAGUAAAACUGUAGUAACCCAUGGUUUUUGGCCUAUUGACUGCCAU
This is a messenger RNA of Carassius auratus (goldfish), 2168 nucleotides long. Its product is annotated as coiled-coil domain-containing protein 85A-like. Bases 363 to 1628 code for a protein of 421 amino acids. NCBI's taxonomy places the organism in Eukaryota, Metazoa, Chordata, Actinopteri, Cypriniformes, Cyprinidae. The transcript is spliced from 4 exons. The record is from RefSeq and is a predicted model, not a curated record.